AUGAAACAACAAGGUUUGAAGUGGUGGUUGAAGGCUUGUUCCUCCUCAUCCUCGUUCUCCUCCUCCUCUUCAUCAUUAUUGUUGGCUACGAGUAGUUCUACCACUACAGUUACUCCAAGUAGUAUGGUCAUCCAAUCUCUCUCGUAUCCAAUGAUUAUUCCAUAUCUUGUACAAGCACCAACCACAAGGAGUGAUGAUCAUUAUCGUUUCGGAGCGAAAGUGAACACACAAUGUUUUAGAAAUGAUGAUGGUUCGGAAUGUGUUUCACGAGAAAAUCAAUGGAAUAGUCAUUCAUCAUCAACAUGUUCAGACAAUACCAUCACUUCUUCUUCAUAUUCUUCUUCCAUAUUAUCCUCUUCUUCUUUUACCACUAUUCAUCAUAACAACCAAUUAAAAACAUUCCAAAUGAUUCGUAGCCACCUAGAUGUUCAUACCCAUCAGCGGUACCACACUUUGCUCCACAUUUUGAACAAUCAAAACUCAUCAAUCGAAGUAGGAGGUAGUGAUACCGGAAAUAAACCUAAAAAAACUCCCAAGAAAAGAAGGGGUAUCGAUGAAGAUGAUGAAGAGGAAAAACGAUUCUAUGUGAGAAAUGCUUAUCCAGAAUUUGAAUUAAAAGCACCAAUGAGUGCAAGAGAAUUGGGACAAAAGUUAGACAUUUCACCUCAUGAAAUAACCAAACGUCUUCCAAAAGGUUACACAAUGGAAGAUAUAAUUUCUAUGGAAACAAUUGAAAAUAUUUGUCUUGAACAUUUGAAAUCGAUUCCAAUACGAACGAAACCAAAAGUGUUAUCAGAUGAAGAUUUAAAAACACUUGAAAGAUUGGAAAAUAACUCACCUCCAUCAGCAAAAGAUCUCAACAAGAGCGAGAAGGAAUACAAAAAAAUGUUCAAGCCCAAAGCACCCGUCGUCACAAUCAUGGGUCACGUCGAUCAUGGUAAAACAACUCUGUUGGACAAAUUGAGAAAUACAAACCUUGUGGAAAAGGAAUUUGGAGGAAUCACACAACAUAUUGGUGCUUUCCAAGUUAAGCUGCCCUCCAUCUCUCAACCCAUUACAUUUAUUGACACACCAGGACAUGAGGCAUUCACUUCUAUGAGAGCAUGCGGUGCACAAGUGACUGAUAUUAUUGUUUUGGUUGUAGCAGCAGAUGAUGGCGUCAUGCCUCAAACGAGAGAAGUGAUCAAACAUGCACGAGAAGGAAACGUUCCAAUGAUCGUUGCAAUCAACAAGAUUGAUAAACCCAAUGCAGACAUCGAAAUGGUUGAAAGACAUUUAAUGAACGAGGGAAUUGUUUCAGAGCAGAAGGGAGGAGAUGUUCAAUUUGUGCCCAUUUCAGCACUCAAAGGAACGGGUAUUAAGGAUCUUAUUGAGGCCAUUGGCCUUCAGGCAGAAGUGUUAGAAUUGAAAUCAAUAUUUGACGAUGUUCCAAUGCAAGGAACGGUCAUUGAAUGCAAAGUAUUGCAAGGUUUUGGUAUCUCAGCAACAUGCAUUGUUCGAAGAGGAAAUCUUAAAACCGGUAAAUGGGUAGUCUCUGGACUGUCCUAUGGAAAGAUCAAGAGCUUGAGAGAUGCAAAUUUGAAGGAAGUUAAGGUUGCAUAUCCAUCUGAUCCUGUAGAAAUUAUUGGUUUUACAAGUAUGCCAAAAGCAGGAGAUAAGGUUAUUGAGGUUGAAAGCGAGGAAAUGGCCAAAAGAAUUGUUGAAUACAGAAUUGAAAUGAUGACUAUCGAAGCAGAAAAUAAGAAAGCUAAAAAGUUUGAAGAGAAUUUGAGAGGAAUGGAAAGACGUGAAACCGAACGACAAAAGGAGAUCGAACAAAAUCCAGAACUGGCCGAAAAGGAACAAGAAAAAUCUACAACAUCAGAGACACCCAAAGAAACACUUGAAGAAGAUAAGAAAUAUAUUUUACCAAUAAUUUUGAAAACAGACGUGAUUGGAACGAUAGAUGCGUUCAACGAAAUUAUUUCAUCAUUCCCUACCGAGAUUGCUCAGAUACAAAUUAUUAAGCAGGCAGUGGGCCCAGUCUCCACAGCUGACAUCCAACUGGCAAAGAUUGUGGAAGGAACUCAAAUUAUUGCCAUGAACGCAAAAGUUGCACCAAACAUAGCUAUCGAAGCCAAGAGUAAUAGUGUCACAAUUAGUUCAUUCCGAGUGAUUUACCAUUUAAUUGACUUUUUAAAGUCGGAAUUGGUUAAAAUGAUUCCACCCAUAUUUGAGGAUGUUGUUCUUGGAGAGGCUUUGUGCAAACAACCAUUUACUUUCACAGACAAGAGCACCUCAGGUAAAAAGACAAUAAUUCCUAUUGCUGGCUGUGCCGUAACCAAAGGUUCCAUGCUGGCAAAGAUUGAAAAGAGUGAUUUUUACCGAGUGUUGCGAGAGGGAUCAACUCUAAUUGAACGAACAUCUAUCAAUUCACUCUUCCACUUUAAAGAUCAAGUGAAGGAAGUUAAGAAGGGUAACGAUUGUGGUAUUUCAUUGGAGAAUUAUAAGGACAUUUUGCCCGGUGACAUUAUUCAACUCGUGUCAAAGCAAGAGAAGCAAAUGACUUUUGAAGAACUUGUCCAAGAAUCUGAAAAGAGAAAAUUCAAAUUCAGAAAACACAAAUAA
Molecule: messenger RNA, 2607 nt
Organism: Naegleria fowleri
Lineage: Eukaryota; Heterolobosea; Eutetramitea; Acrasida; Naegleriidae
Exons: 1
Coding region: 1-2607 (868 amino acids)
Molecular function (GO): GTP binding; GTPase activity
Source: RefSeq, a predicted model, not a curated record